CUUCAGGGUUCAGCCGAUUCCUAUGUGAGUAGACCGUCUGAUUCCGACGUGUCCCUGGAGGAGGACAAGGAGGCGUCUCGGCGUGAAGCCGAGCGCCUAGCCCAGCAGCAGCUCGACCGGGCCAAGACCAAACCUGUAGCGUUUGCCGUCAAGACCAACGUGAGUUACUGUGGGGCCCUGGACGAGGACUGUCCUGUCCAGGGAGCGGCCAUCAACUUCGAGACCAAAGAAUUCCUCCACAUCAAAGAGAAGUAUAACAAUGACUGGUGGAUCGGGCGCCUGGUGAAGGAGGGAGCAGACAUUACGUUCAUCCCUAGCCCAGUCAAACUAGAGGCCAUGAGGAUCAAACAGGAACAGAAAGCUGCCCAGAGGAAAGCUGUUGCUUCAUCUGGCGGCUGGAGAUCCACCCCUCCCUCUGCAGCCAAACAGAAGCAAAAGCAGACGGAGCAUGUACCACCAUAUGACGUGGUGCCAUCCAUGCGGCCAGUGGUGUUGGUGGGUCCCUCUUUAAAAGGAUAUGAGGUGACAGACAUGAUGCAGAAAGCUCUAUUUGACUUCCUGAAGCACAGAUUCGAUGGGAGAAUCUCGAUAACUCGGGUGACAGCUGACCUGUCUCUGGCUAAGAAGUCUGUCAUCAAUAAGAAGCCUAUCAUGAACAGCCGCUGCAGUCUAGCGGAGGUGCAGGGUGAGAUUGAGAGGAUAUUUGAGUUGGCUAAGAGUCUUCAGCUAGUGGUGCUGGAUGCCGACACCAUUAACCACCCAACCCAGCUCCUCAAGACCUCCCUAGCCCCCAUCAUAGUCUAUGUCAAGGUCUCCUCGCCAAAGGUCCUACAGAGACUUAUAAAGUCCAGAGGAAAAUCACAAAGCAAACACCUCAACGUCCAGAUGAUGGCAGGCGAUAAGCUGGCGCAGUGUCCUCCGGAGAUGUUUGAUGUCAUCCUGGAUGAGAACCAGCUGGAGGACGCGUGCGAGCACUUAGCCGAGUAUCUAGACUUCUACUGGCGGGCGACACACUACCCUGGCUCCGCCCCGCUCUACCCUCUAGUGGAACCCAACGCUGCCACCCCUCCCUCAGCCAACUCUAGCCAACAGUUCUCAGAGACACAAGAAUUAAUUGAAUGAGCACUUCAGUCAUCAGGGUGGGUCCAUGUGGCCAAGACGCUUCCAGACGGUUUCAACUUCCAGGAGCCUCUGGUUCUCCAGGGCCUGUCCAUCUCAGC
Molecule: messenger RNA, 1220 nt
Organism: Engraulis encrasicolus (European anchovy)
Lineage: Eukaryota; Metazoa; Chordata; Actinopteri; Clupeiformes; Engraulidae
Gene: cacnb3b
Product: calcium channel, voltage-dependent, beta 3b
Exons: 13
Biological process (GO): calcium ion transmembrane transport
Cellular component (GO): voltage-gated calcium channel complex
Molecular function (GO): voltage-gated calcium channel activity; protein binding
Source: RefSeq, a predicted model, not a curated record